Molecule: messenger RNA, 1644 nt
Organism: Talaromyces marneffei
Lineage: Eukaryota; Fungi; Ascomycota; Eurotiomycetes; Eurotiales; Trichocomaceae
Exons: 1
Coding region: 1-1644 (547 amino acids)
Source: RefSeq, a predicted model, not a curated record
AUGUUCGCCCCAGCGUUUGACCAUUCUUUCAAUGACUUAUUCAACCAAUACGUCAACUCAGACCCCUCUGCUAGUGGUGACGGGAGCAAAGACGUCCACUUUGGCAGUGACUUUGACCAGUUCUUCUCUGUGGGCCCCUUUGCCAGUGACUGUGGCGAACUUUCACCCUCUGAAUCCAAGCAUUUCCAACAACCAUCACCGCAAAGUUGGCGUAAGGAUGCAUGGACAGUACAACAAGACUCCUUAAAUGAUUUUCAGUUACAUCAGCCCAGACCUGUCCACGACACAGUGCAACCCUCUGAGGUUGUCUCUGGCUUUAAUGCUGUAAGCCUUGAAGAGUCGUCUCCCGAAGCUCUUGGUCUCUUGUCUACAUCGCCAUCCUCUCCUCCAGUGACACCCAGUCGCAAAGUCCACUCUAAGAGCGCUCCAAUCACCCCUAAAAACGCCCGCGUACGGAAAGCGAAUGAUCUUGCUACUCUGCAUCGCAAACAAAGCUCCUCUCCAAGCUUGAUGCGCUCAGCGCAUCUUCAGAGGUCGAAAAUGGCAUAUCCCGAGAAUUGGUCUGCUCGAUUGCAGCAAUUUAACAGCCAGUUGCGUGGUGACGAGCGACUUCCAGUAUCACCUCCGCCAUCAGAUAUCCUCGUUCAAAAUGAGAAUAUGCGACGUGACAGUGGUAUUCACCUCAAUUCGAGCUCAGAGAACCUCUUGAGAGAUUCAGCAGAUUUCUCUCCUCACUAUGCAUCAGCCAUGUAUGCCAACAAAUUACAGCAGCAACAAGCUAGCUUUAUAAACCAGAACAGCUCAACGCCACCCCCUGUGGAUGACAUCUUUCAGACAUCGUCAUCGUCGGACUCACAGCAGUUACACGCGUGGCAUGCAGACGCCCUUGCGUCUUCCUUCCAGCUGACAUCUGACCUUAAUGGCAACGAUGGUCACUGGUGGAGCUCACCAUUACCGACGCGUGUUUCGCAGCCUCAAAAUCAGAACUCAUACCUUGUCUCUUCCCUUGGCCACAAGCCGUCUUUGAAUCCCACAAUCCAACACCAGCAACAAAACCACCAAGACUUACUCCAAGGGGGUCUCAUGAUAGAUUUCGGCUCAACGUUCGAUCUUGGCGCGAAUCCAGAUGCUUUCUCAUCUGCGGCACCCUUACAUUCCACAACCGCGACGCACAUUCCCACAACCUCUCAUCAACAACCCACGUUCUCGCAUCAUCCUUACAUAUCGGCAACGCAGCCCACCCACCAACAACAACAACAAUUUAUCGCGAAGCCGUCGCGCACUCCGUCACUAUCUCCUACAAACAUGGCAUCACCCAAAUCGCACGCCGGGAUGAAGAACACCACCCCACGACGUACCCACGUCCGGAAGCUGUCUUCCAACUCUACGUCAGCCCCCAAGCCUGUCAAACUUAACACUCCAACCAAGGGCGGCAAGGGGUCAUCAAGCGUGUCAUUUGUCAACUUCACACCAAAUGACAGCAAAAAGAUCCUUACAGGCGUUGCACCCAGCGGCAGCUCCAAGACAAAGGCUCGCCGAGAGCAAGAAGCCCGUGAGAAGCGCAGAAAACUCAGCGAGGCUGCCCUUCUAGCUGUCAGGAAUGCUGGCGGCGACGUUGAGGCUUUAGAAGCCGUACUAUGCUAA